AUGGCUACACCUUCAGCGAUCCCAGCAAUCAUCAGUUCCCGCGAUGCCCCAAAAGAGCCAUCUUCAGCCGCUGACUCAACUGCCGACUGCUCCAAGCUCCCCGCUCCCAAAUUCCAGCUCCAUAUCCACGACCUCCGUCACCCUGCCUCUCAAUUCUUCCUUACUUCCAUCCCUGAUCUCGCAUCUACCCUUGAAACCGCCCUUUCCGCCAUCAUCCAGAAUCUCUACAGCUCUCCAAAGUCGGGGAGGGCGAUAAAUGGGGCCACCGCGACGAACUCCAGGAACCGAAAGCACUUACAAACAUUCAGACCUUCUGUCCCGCCAACCCGCUCGGUCACAGUCCUCCUACGCGAUAUUGGAGGCGUUGCUUACACAACUGGCAAGGACCUCGACAAUGACCAUAAAGAAAUUCACGUCUCCCUCGCGUACAUCCAGCACUGCCGCACCAAAACCGAUCCCGUGGCGGAGCUAGUCGGCGUCCUCACACACGAGCUCGUCCACUGCUAUCAAUAUGCUGCGCCGCGUGCUACACUUGAUGGCGGCUUGAUCGAGGGCAUUGCGGACUUUGAUACCAUUGAAAUCAUGAACUAG
Molecule: messenger RNA, 591 nt
Organism: Aspergillus nidulans FGSC A4
Lineage: Eukaryota; Fungi; Ascomycota; Eurotiomycetes; Eurotiales; Aspergillaceae
Exons: 3
Coding region: 1-591 (196 amino acids)
Source: RefSeq, a predicted model, not a curated record